Molecule: messenger RNA, 3864 nt
Organism: Pongo pygmaeus (Bornean orangutan)
Lineage: Eukaryota; Metazoa; Chordata; Mammalia; Primates; Hominidae
Gene: SCRT2
Product: scratch family transcriptional repressor 2
Exons: 2
Coding region: 867-1790 (307 amino acids)
Biological process (GO): regulation of DNA-templated transcription
Molecular function (GO): RNA polymerase II cis-regulatory region sequence-specific DNA binding; DNA-binding transcription factor activity, RNA polymerase II-specific
Source: RefSeq, a predicted model, not a curated record
UGCGCACUCUUUUCUUUGCAUCCCCUUCCCUGUGGCCCCAUGUGCCUGAACCCCGCCUGCUCGGGACCGCUCUCCCUCCGUUCCCCUCGGCUUCUCCCUCUCUUUUGCACUUUUCUUUCCCUUUCUUUGCAUCCCUGGGGGGGCUUCCUUUUUGUGUGCCUGGAUUUCUCUUUUCCUCCUGUGGGUGUGUGUGUGUUGCUACUUCUCUCCAUCUCUGUCUUUCUUCUCUGUUUCUCUCUUGUGUCUUUUUGUCCUUAUCUUGGUCUCUCUGCUUCUAUUUCUACCUCUUUCAGCGUGUGCGUCUCUCUUUCCCUGUAUGUCUCUUUCAGUCUUUCUCCGAGUCUCUCUUCUCCCCGCCCCCCUCACUCCCCUUUCUCCGUCUCUCUCUGUCUCUGCGCCUUUCUCGCCCUCACUUUCUCCCCUCCUGCCUGCUCGCUGCUCCCUGCGCCUGGCCUGCCCCCACCGCCGCCGGUUCAGCGGAACGUGUGCGGAGCGAUUGUCCUGGGGGACAUUUGAUGGAUUAGAGCGCUGAACAGUUCCAUUGCUAGGGGACCACCUGAUCUCCUCCAGCCUGCGUCCCAUAUAAAGCCGGCAGCCGGAGUGCUGAGCACAGCUCCUGCGAUCCCCUGUCUGCGCGCCGCCGCCGCCGCCAAGCCCGAGCGGGAGCCCGAGCCCGAGCCCGAGCCGGGGCCGCCUUCACCGGUGCCGGCUCCGAGCGGCCUCCCGCACUCCAGCCCGCUGGGAGCUGUCCAGUGCUGAAAACCCGCGCGGACAACCAAUUGCGCCCGGCUAGCCACCUCCCCUCACCGGGGCCCCACGCAAGUGCCCCCGCCGAGCCCCCCGCCGAGCCCCCCGCCAGUCGCACCAUGCCGCGCUCCUUCCUGGUAAAGAAGAUCAAAGGGGACGGCUUCCAGUGCAGCGGGGUGCCGGCCCCCACCUACCACCCCUUGGAGACAGCCUACGUGCUGCCUGGCGCCCGGGGGCCUCCCGGGGACAACGGGUACGCCCCGCACUGCCUGCCCCCAAGCAGCUACGAUGCGGACCAGAAGCCGGGCCUGGGGCUGGCCCCGGCCGAGCCCGCGUACCCGCCGGCGGCGCCGGAGGAGUACAGCGACCCCGAGAGCCCGCAGUCGAGCCUGUCGGCGCGCUACUUCCGAGGGGAGGCGGCCGUGACCGACAGCUACUCCAUGGACGCCUUCUUCAUCUCGGACGGGCGCUCGCGGCGGCGGCGGGGCGGGGGCGGCGGGGAAGCGGGCAGCUCGGGAGACGCGGGGGGCGCCGGGGGACGCGCGGGGCGCGUAGGGGUGCAGGCGGGCGGCGGGCACCGGCACGCGUGCGCCGAGUGCGGCAAGACCUACGCCACGUCGUCGAACCUGAGCCGCCAUAAGCAGACGCACCGCAGCCUGGACAGCCAGCUGGCGCGCAAGUGCCCGACGUGCGGCAAGGCCUACGUGUCCAUGCCCGCGCUCGCCAUGCACGUGCUCACGCACAACCUGCGCCACAAGUGCGGCGUGUGCGGCAAGGCCUUCUCGCGGCCCUGGCUGCUGCAGGGCCACAUGCGCUCGCACACUGGCGAGAAGCCGUUCGGCUGCGCGCACUGCGGCAAGGCCUUCGCCGACCGCUCCAACCUGCGCGCGCACAUGCAGACGCACUCGGCCUUCAAGCAUUACCGCUGCCGCCAGUGCGACAAGAGCUUCGCGCUCAAGUCCUACCUCCACAAGCACUGCGAGGCAGCCUGCGUCAAGGGGGCCGAGCCACCCCCGCCGACCCCCGCCGGCCCGGCCAGCUGAGCCUUCCGCCUCGCCCGCGCGCCCGGAACUCGCUCUCCACGCGCCCCGGGCCCCUACCUGCGCCCGCAGCGCCCUCGCCCACCCCCGGCUGCGUUUCCCUGCCCAUGACCCUCUCGUGGGGACCCCCGGCCCGGCCCGGAACUUUUCUCUCCAACCCCCAAACCCACGACUCACUUCCAGCACCGUCUCCCCCAGCGUCCCCCGACCCACUUUAUCCUUUCCGGCCAUCCCUCGGACCUUGACCCCCUGUCCGCGCCGUCAAGGCUCCCAACUCAGGCACCAGGUCCACACCUCUCCCGCGCCCCAGAGCCGGAAAUUUCUCCCUCCCAGACCCCGCGCUGCUCUUCUAACUUCUAGAUCUUUUCUCUCGCUUCUCAUCUGAAUCUCUCUGACCAUUCCUCUAUUGGAGCCCCCAAUGAACGCCGCAAACCUAUACCCUUGACGCCCAUACCUGCCUCACUUUCCCCAUCCAUACCUGGACGCAGGCCCUGCCGCCCUGAGACCGCAGUCCAACCCCAGACCAUCCCUCUGGCCUCUGCUGAAUCUCCCAGAGUGUGUCCAUCUGGGGAUCUAAUCUUCACCCUUCUUGAAGUCUCCAAUCUGUCCUUGAUCCCAUCCAUGCUCAGGCCUUAGGUCCGGCCAUUCACACACACACACACACACACCCACUCCCACACACAUUUCCUACUGUCUUCAGUCCAUGGGGAUCUCAUCACCCACUCCCAGCCCCAGCUCCAGCUCCCCUCACCUCUCUAGCAGCUCUCACCCCUCUCUGAGUCUACCUAACCUGGAGGGGGCUUGAGGGGCACUUCAGGGCCCUGCCCCCUAAUGUAACCCCUCUCUCACCCCGGCACAACCUGGGCUUCCACAGUCUGGAGCUGCCCUACCCCCAGCUUCUCUGAGCACUUUCCCCCAUCCCCAGGGCCACAGAUCCCCUUCCUCACUUGUUGGGGGGAGGUCUGGAGCACCUCGCCAAUGCCCUUCCCCCAUCCGGCUGGGUCCUUCCAGUUAUUUAUUUGUGUAUUUAUUUAUUUAUCUAUUUAUUAUUCUAUUUAAUCUCUUGGCCUCACCCAGGGACCGUCUGGCUUCCCCAGCUGGACUGGGAGGUCAGGAAGCCAGGCAAGGAGAGGGACAGCACAGGCCACAGAGGGCUGCCCCCACCACACACACCCCCGCGUCUCGGGAGAAACCCACCCUCUUCAGAGCCUGCACUCGCUAAGGAAGGGGACUCGAGAAUGGGGGGGCAGCUUGCUGACCCUCAACUGGGGGGGUGAGGGAGCAUCAGGAGGUCCAGGCGUGGGGCAGGUCCCCACCUUCCUGAACCUUCCCCUGCCACUCCAGGCGGCCCGGAGAGAGGAGCCUCCUCGAUUUGUUUCCUGUUUAUUCCUCUUCCCGAGGGACCCCAGGUUCCAGGGACCGACUGAGCCCCGGACCCGCUGGGGUCUCUGGCCUGCUACCCGGGAGGGGCGCUCUCUCCCGGCCAAGUCUAUGCAACUCUCCCGGACAGAGGGGCCGGGCUGCCAGCCACCCGCCCGUUGGCCGCCACUACCUCCUCCGCUGCGCUUUUGCAUGCCCGGGCGAGGACCGAAGCACACACCUCCACGCGCACGGGCCCUGGCCCCCUCCGCUUUAAGCACACGCCUCUGCCCCAUUGCUCUGCACCCAGCUUGGGGGCAGGAGUCCUGGGCUCUCAGAUCCUCUUCUCCCCUCCUCUUAGCCACAAAAGAGAGGGGAGACUGGAGGCACCCCUGCAGCAGGGGCACUUCCCUAGGGCUCCAGAGGGGUGAAUGGGCCUUUGCUCAGCUCCAGGCCCAGCGGGAAGGGAGGCUGCAGGGAUGGUGGGAGGGAGAGGGGUAGCAGAAGCAAUUAUGGAGGGUGUUGACCCUGUAAAUAGGAACUUCUGACAGCAAUAAUUUUCCAUGCAUGCUAAGCCUUUUGGCCAUAUUUUGUAUGAGCGCUUGGCGCUCCUCCUCCGUCCUAUCCCAACUCACCCCCAAACCCCCAUCCCUUCCCCACCUCCAGCAGUAUUACUUGUAACGCAAUUCAGGGAUAUUAAAGGGACUUUGGCCACUCA